CCAAAGAGCUGGCACGACUCAAAACGGUGCUGGGUCAGGGAGAGAAAGGUGAGAUCAGCAUGAAAGAUGUGGCUGAGAUCGCCACCGUUGUGCCGCCUGAGAAAGUGAAGAAGCCGGGAGAUGUUGAGAUGCAGGAGGAAGAUGCGGAUGGUGGAAAGAUGGAUUUAGACACUAAACGCAAUAAAAAGACCAUGUUGGACGAUCAAGGACGGUAUCCGGUGUGGAUGAACCAAAGGCAGGCGAAGAAGGUGAAAGCCAAACGUGCUGCUAAAAAAGGAAAACCUAAGAUAAAGAAAGGGCUCGCGUGGUAGAUGAACUGAUCUACUUGUGAACGGACAUUAUUCCUGUCACAGCUGUACAGGAUCUUUUUCAUGUACAUUUCUAUGGACUGUUUGUGCAACCUUGAGCAGAAAAAUACUUUAGAGUGUUUGCAGUUGUGAAAUGUACAGAUUUGUUAAUGGUUUGGAUUCAAGAUCACGAUCAAGGCUUUUUUUUUUUCACUACUUUUACACCUCUGACUCUUUCCUUUCUACUCUGUGGGUCUGCUUUACUUUGCAGUUGUGAAGUAUUAGGUAUUCUCUUUGUUGGCAGAUAAUUAUGGAUGAGCUUUUUUUUUUUCACUUAAUAAAUCAAAUAUACCUUU
This is a messenger RNA of Cyprinus carpio (common carp), 643 nucleotides long. RefSeq names its product LLP homolog, long-term synaptic facilitation factor (gene llph). The record is from RefSeq and is a predicted model, not a curated record. Gene Ontology annotation, molecular function: RNA binding. Gene Ontology annotation, cellular component: nucleolus. Gene Ontology annotation, biological process: dendrite extension. NCBI's taxonomy places the organism in Eukaryota, Metazoa, Chordata, Actinopteri, Cypriniformes, Cyprinidae.